AUGGCUCUAUGUGUAGUAGCUUGUGUUUUUGUAUGCUUUAUCUUACGGAUACACUCUGUAUCCAGUGACUGUAUUUGGUAUGGUAUUUGCGAUUCGUCUGAUCCUGCACACCAGAAAUAUUGUUCGUACAAUGGUACUGCGAAAGCGUUAAGCAACGAUGGUUUCAAAACACUAUCCAGUCUAUGUCCUAAUUAUGCUGUGGGCAAUGCAAAAGUUUGUUGUGAUGAAGAUCAGUUGAACUAUUUUUCAAAAUCUGCUUCACUUGCUUCUAUGUUGUUAAAAAGAUGCCCAGCAUGUUUCGCUAAUUUUCGACUGCUUUUUUGUGCUAUGACAUGUGAUCCAAAUCAAGUACAGUUUAUUGAGCCUACCAUUAAGGGGAAAUUGGUUGAAUCUAUUACGUACACAUUGACCGAUCAUAUGGCUGAUACAUUUUUCAAUAGUUGUAAGGAAGUUACAUUUGGUAGUAAUCGUGCAAUAAGUUUGAUGUGCGGCACUUCUGAUUGUACACGUCAAUUAUUAUUAGAGAACCUUGGUAAAUCAACUGAUGGUGGUCGUAGUCCAUUUGACAUUCGAUUUAAUGUUGUCAAUUCGUCAAUUUAUAAAAAUUCUCAGACUAUUCGGCCAUUUGAUUCGUUGGCUUAUCAAUGUAAUCAACGUGUUCCGAAACGUGCUAGUGAUCCUGGUGGUCCAGCUUGUUCAUGUAUGGAUUGUUCAAGUGCAUGUUCAUCAGAACCACCGGAUUUACCACCACAGCCUAGUGAACCGACAAAAAUCUUUGAUAUUGAUGUUUGGCUAUUCAGUGGUUAUAUUGUUUUCUCAAUACUGACAAUUAGUUUUGGUACAUAUCAAAUUACAAAACUUGUUAACGGUUAUAAUAGCGCAUCGAUUAGCAGUUGUUGUGCACCAGAAUCGGAUAGAGAACAUCUUAUACAUCAACAACAACAACAUCAAACUCGAAGUGAAAGUCAACCGGAAGGUAGAAUUUGUUUGUUGGCUCGCUUGACAGCUUAUUUUAAUGAAAUGCUGACUAAGAUGUUCGCGUUACAUGGAAGAUUAAUUGCUCGUCAUCCAAUUAGUGUAUUAUUUGUUUCAUUGGGUGUUAUACUGGGGCUUUCAGGUGGUUUAGCAUUUCUUCAAGUUACUACUAAUCCUGUUGAAUUAUGGUCUGGUAAAGAAUCACGUUCUAGAUUGGAGAAAAAUUAUUUCGAUCAACAAUUUGGAGCAUUUUAUCGAAUUGAACAAAUUAUUCUUCGACCAAAAAAUAAUUCAAAUUUUACACAUAAAGCAUUAGGUGAUGCUUCAGGUGAUGCUUUAUUCGGUGCUGGACUCAAUAAAGAUUUUCUAUUGAAAGUAGCUGAUUUACAAAAUCAAAUUCAAAAUAUUGCGGUUUAUUUUGAAAAAGAACAAAAAUUUAUUAAUUUAUCAAAUAUUUGUUUUCAACCAUUGAAACCGGAUAAUCUUGGUUGUGCUAUUACAAGUCCUAUUGAAUAUUUUCAAAAUAAUUUAACUUUAUUUAAUACAAAUCGUACAGAUGAUUUUAACUUACUUAUCAAUGAUUACCUUGAUCAUUUGUUAUUUUGUACUGAAGCCCCAUUAUCUACUUAUGGCUCUCCAUUAGACCCGACUGCUGGUUGUCUGUCAUCAUCUGGAAUGCCAGUGUUACCUCAAGUUGCGUUAGGCAGUUUUAAUGCAUCAUUUUACAAUGGAUCAGCUGCUGUAGUACUCACAUUUCUUGUCAACAAUAAUCCUGACCCAAAAUCAAUUCAUGUUCAAAAAGCUAAACUAUGGGAAUCAAAAUAUCUUCAGUUGAUUAAAGAAUGGAAACUAAAUAAUACAGAAAUUAUUGUUAGUUAUACAGCUGAACGUUCUGUAGAAGAUGAAAUUGAACGUCAGUCAAAUUCGGAUAUAAGUACUAUAGCUAUAAGCUAUAUUGUUAUGUUUAUCUAUGUCAGUUUGUUUCUAGGGACAUAUCGAAGUUUUAAAACAAUACUUGUUGAUAUGCGUAUAACACUUGGUCUAGCUGGUGUUCUUAUUGUACUAGCAUCUGUUUUAGCAUCUAUUGGUUUUUGGAGUUAUUUAAAUUUACCAAUUACUUUAAUUAUUGUUGAAGUAAUACCAUUUUUAGUAUUAGCUAUUGGUGUUGAUAAUAUUUUUAUAUUAGUACAUGAAUUUGAACAUAGUCAUAAUAGAUCUAUAAAUGAUAUUAACUUAUUAAAACAAUAUAUUCAUCAAUAUAAUAAUGAUAAUGGUAAUAAAAAGAAUCAUUCAAAUAGUUCCAUUUUAAAUCUAACUCAAAAUGAACAAAAUCCUGAUCAAGAUAAUGAUCCAGAUCAAUUAAAUAAUUUAAAUGAACCAAUUAAACUAUUAGUGGAAGAUAGAAUAGCUGAAUCAAUGGGAAGUGUUGGUCCAUCAAUGUUAUUAACUAGUUUAUCAGAAAGUGUUGCAUUCUUUUGUGGAGCACUAACUACAAUGCCAGCUGUUCGUGUGUUCGCAUUAUAUGCAGCUAUGGCUAUUGUGUUCAAUUUUCUCUUACAAAUAUUUGCAUUUGUUGCUUUGCUUACAUUAGAUGGACGUAGAUAUGUAGCUCGUCGUUUCGAUGUUUUAUUCUGUUUUAAACUUAAACAUGAAUUUGAUAACUUAAACGAAACUCAACAAUUCAAUAUUUCAAAUAAUCAUCCUCCAUUAACAAAUAACCAUGGUUUGAAUAAUACUAAUUUAACGAUUGGUCAAAAUAAUCGAAAAGUUUUCUCAUCCGAUAGUGAUUCAUUAUCGCUUAGUUCCACAGCGAUGGAUGAUAAUAAUAUACAUGAAAUUGAUUUAGCUGAACAUCAACCAAAUGAACUAACAGAAGAUAAAAAAUAUAAAUCAGUAUCACAUUCAUGGUUACAUUAUAUUGUAGCUAACUAUCUUAGUCCAGUUAUUUUAUCGGGUUGGGCUAGACCAUGUAUUAUUAUAAUAAGUUUAGCAUGGAUAUGUUUUGCUGCAUCAAUUCUACCAAAUGGAUUACAUUUAAUUCUUGAUCAAAAAUUAUCUAUGCCUACUGAUUCAUACAUGUUGGAUUAUUUCAAUGCAUUAGAUAAUGAUUUAAGAGUUGGACCACCAGUUUAUUUUGUUAUUACUGAAGGACAUAAUUUUACUACAUUAGAUGGACAAAAUCAAGUAUGUGGUGGAACAGGUUGUUAUAAUACAUCAUUAAUAGGAAAGAUUAGUGCUGCAGCUUCCUAUCCUAAUCGUUCAUGGAUAGUAUCUCCAGCCAGUUCUUGGAUUGAUGACUAUUUUGAUUGGAUUGAUCCAAGUAGUUCAUCUUUAUGUUGUCGAAUUAAUCGAAAUACACAUAAAUUUUGUCCACCUGAUUUAAUUGAUAACAAUUGUAUAUCAUGUCCAGUUUAUUUAAAUGAUGGAAGACCGAAUGCUUUAGAUUUCAGUCAGUAUUUGCCAUAUUUUUUAUCAGAAAAUCCUGGAUCCAAUUGUCCUAAAGGCGGUAAAGCUGCCUAUUCUACUGGUGUUCGUCUUUUACGCGACAACAUCAGUGAUAGUGUAACUGUUGGAGCUAAUUAUUUCAUGGCUUAUCAUGGUGUCUUAAAAAAACCUGAUGAUUAUGUGAAUGCAUUAAAAGCGGCAAGAUAUUAUGCCAAUCAAAUAACUCAAUCAUGGUAUACAACAACUGAUAAUUAUAUGAAUGGACCGAUUCGCAGGAAUACUGUUUUUCCUUACAGUGCAUUCUACGUGUUCUAUGAACAAUAUUUAACAUUAUUCAAUGAAGCAGCUUUUCAACUUGGUAUUUGUUUACUUGCUAUAUUCAUUGUUACUCUGAUAUUUUUUGGAUUCGAUUUAGUCGCUACAUUGAUGGUUAUUUUUGGUGUUAUAUAUAUUGUGAUUAGUGUAUCAGCUGUUAUGGUUCUAUGGUCUAUCACACUGAAUGCAUUAUCUUUAGUCAAUUUAGUUGUGGCUUUAGGUAUAUCUGUUGAGUUUUGUGCACAUAUAGUUCGUUCAUUUACAAUCAGUGUAUUACCAACUCGAGUGGAACGAGCUAAAGAAUCUCUUAGUGAAAUGGGUAGUUCUAUCCUUCGUGGUAUCACAUUGACUAAACUUGGAGGUAUUGUUGUUUUAGCUGCAUCAAAAUCACGUCUAUUUCAAAUUUUCUAUUUUCGUAUGUAUUUAUCUAUGAUAUUGUUUGGGGCAUUCACAGGACUUAUUAUAUUACCUGUGUAUCUUAGUUAUUUAGGUCCAAAAUUAAAUUUGGCCAUGUCAUCAAGUCGUCCUCAUAAUAUCAACCAUCCGAAUCGUAAUAAUCGCCGUGCCUAUGGAUCACGUAGUGAAUAA
Messenger RNA from Schistosoma rodhaini, 4323 nucleotides. The record is from the annotation of a GenBank genome assembly. NCBI's taxonomy places the organism in Eukaryota, Metazoa, Platyhelminthes, Trematoda, Strigeidida, Schistosomatidae.